Messenger RNA from Capsicum annuum, 1064 nucleotides. RefSeq names its product xyloglucan endotransglucosylase/hydrolase 2. Gene Ontology annotation, biological process: xyloglucan metabolic process; cell wall biogenesis. Gene Ontology annotation, molecular function: hydrolase activity, hydrolyzing O-glycosyl compounds; xyloglucan:xyloglucosyl transferase activity. The transcript has 3 exons. NCBI's taxonomy places the organism in Eukaryota, Viridiplantae, Streptophyta, Magnoliopsida, Solanales, Solanaceae. The record is from RefSeq and is a predicted model, not a curated record. The coding region runs from base 137 to 904 and encodes 255 amino acids.
CACUAUAAAUACUUGUCCCCUUUAAACCUCAUUUUCCCACACAAGCAAAUCACAAAAACUACAAGUUUAACCCCCCCAACCGCUCACACACACACAAAAAAAAAAAAAUCAUAACUUUUUUCACUAGCUAAAUAAAAUGGGAUUUUCCCAUUCUGAGUUUUCAAGAAUGUUGUUUAUUACUCUUUUUGUCAUUAUGAAUUGUUGCAUGGUUUCUUAUGGUGGAAAUUUCUAUCAAGAAUUUGACUUAAAUUGGGGUGGCAAUAGGGCCAAGAUAUUCAAUGGAGGCCAACUUCUUUCUUUAUCUUUGGACAAAGCAUCUGGCUCUGGUUUUCUAUCCAAAAAGGAAUAUCUUUUUGGGAGAAUUGAUAUGCAACUUAAACUUGUUGUUGGAAAUUCUGCUGGCACUGUCACUUCCUACUAUCUAUCUUCUCAAGGACCUACUCAUGAUGAAAUUGAUUUUGAGUUCUUAGGAAAUGUUACUGGUGAACCAUAUAUUCUCCAUACAAAUGUCUAUAGCCAAGGCAAAGGAGAUAGAGAGCAACAAUUUUACCUAUGGUUUGAUCCUACAAAGAAUUUCCACACCUAUUCAAUCAUUUGGAAACCCCAACACAUCAUUUUCUUGGUGGACAACACACCAAUAAGAGUAUUCAAGAAUGCUGAAUCACUUGGUGUACCAUUUCCCAAGAACCAACCAAUGAGAAUUUAUUCAAGUCUAUAUAAUGCUGAUGACUGGGCCACAAGAGGUGGACUAGUAAAAACUGAUUGGUCAAAAGCACCAUUCACAGCAUAUUAUAGAAAUUUCUAUGCUUUAGCAAAUCUCAGUUCUCAGAUGCAAAAUGGCAAAAUCAAGAACUUGAUGCUUAUGGUAGAAGAAGACUUAGAUGGGUUCAAAGGAAUUUCAUGAUUUAUAAUUAUUGUACUGAUUACAAAAGAUUUCCUCAAGGGUUCCCUCCUGAAUGUAGAAAAUUUUGAGUUGUAUGGUUACUUUCCUUAAACCUAAAUGAAUGGAAAAGCUUAAGGUUUACAAAAAGAAAAAAAAUAUAAAAACACACAGAUUUUCUAAA